GCGGGCACAGCACGUUCUUCGGUUUGCUGAACACGUUCGUUCACAUCGUGAUGUAUUUCUACUACUUCCUCACUGCCCUCGGCCCGCAAGUACAAAAGUACCUUUGGUGGAAAAAGUACCUCACUUCUUUCCAAAUGGUGCAAUUCGUGGCGAUUAUGCUGCAUGCAUUCCAGCUGCUGUUCAUUGACUGCAACUAUCCGAGAGUCUUCGCCUGGUGGAUCGGAUCGCACGCUGUUCUCUUCUUCUUCCUCUUCAAGGACUUCUACCAAAAAUCCUACAAGAACGCGAGGAACGCUUCGAGAGCCAAGAGGGAAAAAAUCGAGAGCAGCCAGGCGCUUCAUCAAAAUGGUCUUUCCAAGCAAAAUGGGGCUGUGAACGGAGUCCUGAAGGCAAAUGGUGUUGUUAAAGUUGCCAGUGAUUACUAUGUUAACGGUGUCGACGGAUCAACGGAGUUGCAUCAACGGUUAAAACAGCAAUGACCGGUUGGUAGGAUUAUUUAGUGAUUGAAAACUGUUUUAAAUUAGUCAGUCGAAGUUAGGGAAUCCACAUUUUAUUAGCACUUGGUGCACCAAUGGAGCCUUUUCUGCUGAAUUUAAGUCGCCCAGCUCGUCCCCCCCCCNCCCGUAGACUGAACCCUUUUGGAUUGAUUUGCCAAGACAGAAAAGAAACAAAAAUUGAAGAGAAAUAAAGCAAGCCUUUAGGAAAUACAGCACUUUCGGAAAUUCUUUACACUACCGUGUGCUGUGGCACGAGCACAUGCUCGCACGCACGGUACGCGCAGCCGAAAAUCACAUACUGCUCAGCCAUGUUGCCGAACUGCCACCAAAGUAGAAAAUCUCAGUGGAAACACAAUACUAAUUCAUUCAAGGUUGAAAACUUAGCAGAAUUACGUCCGUACAGGAAAUAGCAGACGACACUGACGAGCUCAUAUGUGCUUUGAUUGCGUUGAUGAUUGUGCGCUUAAAAGUAUAAUAAAUUAUUUGUUUACAUAAAAGGGUUAAGGAAGUGGUAAUGUAGUACUGGCAACUACGCGAAGAGCUGAACCAUCAUGGCGACAGUUUUGUUUUGGAAAUUGGUGAAUCUCAAAAAGUAGAGGAAAAAUGUUGUUUGUUACGAGAUUUUCUAUAAGGUGAGCAUCGUACUACCAGGCUGUUGUGUAAAGAAUAACCGCACUUUCAUCUAAAUAGUUCCCUGUGCCAUCUAAAGUCGCCCACAAAAAUUGACUCAUCCUUCAAAAAAUCAAAAAGUGUUUUUCACACGAAUGUCUAUUUACUGAACGGGGCUGAGUGCGCUGUUGCCGUGUGCAUAGUAAUAUUUGACGUCAUUCUGUCAAGCAUUUACCCAUGUUUCCUAUAGAUGUGAAUCUAAUUUUUUUUACUAUUCUGAAGGAAUAAUGUUUUAAGUACACAGGUGCUACAAGCAACAAAUCAUGAAGGGUUUGCUCUAUUUCUCCAUGUAAAGCGGAAUUAAUUGAUUGAAUAAACGCUGUUGAGCGGAACGCCAUUGGAUUCCCGAUCUCCUUUAAAUAAACGGUUGCAUGGAAAAUAAUCUAGUCUGAUAAUACUUAAUUACAUAGAUUUCUCGACAGCUAUUAUGAAACCCUUAAAUUUUUAUUGAUUUU
Molecule: messenger RNA, 1621 nt
Organism: Dendroctonus ponderosae (mountain pine beetle)
Lineage: Eukaryota; Metazoa; Arthropoda; Insecta; Coleoptera; Curculionidae
Product: elongation of very long chain fatty acids protein AAEL008004
Biological process (GO): fatty acid elongation, saturated fatty acid; very long-chain fatty acid biosynthetic process; fatty acid elongation, polyunsaturated fatty acid
Cellular component (GO): endoplasmic reticulum membrane
Molecular function (GO): fatty acid elongase activity
Source: RefSeq, a predicted model, not a curated record